AUGAAGCCUUGGGGGCCUUCAUUGGCUACCCUGGCCUGUUUGGCGACGUUAGUACUGGGAAAUGAGGUGAAACUUGCGCAAGACGACGCCAACCGGCAACGAUGCUCUGGCAUGUACAGCCGCAAGUCGUGGGGAGGCUCGGUCGACCCGUUCAUCCUUGUCAAGUUCCUACCGGUCACAGAUGCCGACGAUUCGGACCCCUUAGCCUCGAUUAUCAUUUUUGAAUGGGAAGACGAAGAGCUGAUCGGUCGCAUGCCCGAUGACGCCCGCAGCUACAGAGACAAGGAGACUAUAUGUGAUGCCGACAACGUUGCCCGCAACUACUGCAAUGAGGAAGACCUAGGCGCGUUCAUUCUCGUCUCCAAUGCCACCGAAAAAUCGCAUAACCCUAUCUACAACGAAGCAAUCCAACUCAAAGAUCCUAAGGUCAUCAACUACCCCGUCCGCCGCACGGGUUACUACUGCGUCUCUACCUACGCAUUUUCCAACCAUAAAUACAAUGCUGUUAUCGAAUGGCGCAACUCAUUUGGUGAGCUUCCGGCCGCGCAGAUUGCCAAAUUGCCCUUCUACGGUGGCCUGACCAUCACCUAUGCUCUGCUGGGCAUCUUCUGGGCUUUCCUUUACGUCCAGAACCGCGGCGACAUCUUACCCGUACAGAAUUACAUCACGGCAACCAUUGUCUUCCUAAUUAUCGAGCAGCUCAUGACCUGGGGCUUCUACGACUACCAGAACCGAAAUGGCAACACUGUCGGGAACAAAGUCUACCUUGUCGUUGUCGCCAUAUUGAACGCAGGCCGUAUCUCGCUGUCUUUCUUCCUCCUGCUUAUCGUCUGCAUGGGCUAUGGCGUUGUCAAGCCCGAGCUGGGACGUACCAUGAUCUACGUCCGUAUUCUUGCAAUCGUGCACUUUGUCUUUGGCGUCAUCUACGCCAUCGCGUCGCUGGCCGUUACGCCGGACACGGUCGGGCCUAUUGUGCUGUUCGUCAUCUUGCCUCUUGCUGGCACGCUUACAGCAUUCUACGUCUGGACUCUAUCCUCGCUCAACGCUACUAUGAAGGAUCUCAUCGACCGCAAGCAAAAAACGAAAGCGCUCAUGUAUAAAAGAUUGUGGUGGUGCAUUUUGGGGUCUAUUAUGGUCAUUUUCGCAUUCUUCUUCGUCAACAGUUUUGCGUUGGCGGGAAGUUCUGAGGCAGAUUUUAUUCCCCGCCACUGGCAGACACGGUGGUUCGUGUUGGACGGCUGGCUGAAUAUUGUGUAUUUGUUUGAUGUCGCGUUUAUUGCGUAUUUGUGGCGUCCGACAGCGAACAACAGGCGGUUUGCCAUGUCAGAAGAGCUUGCGCAAGACGAUGAUGACGGCUUUGAGAUUCGCUCCAUCCACAGCCGCGACAGCCUGGACGAUCUGGAUUCACCCGACGGGCAAGCAAAGAAAGGUAAAGACGGCGAUCUGGACCUCGAGCGCGACGCGUUUGGUGGGGGAGCGAGUGCCUCGCGUGGCGGGCUCGGUGGUAUGGGCAGUGUUGGCACGCCUGCAGAGCGGACUAGAAGUCCAAAUCCAGCAGCCAAAACGGAACAGCCACGUCCACGGGAAAGCCUCGAUGGAGAGACCAUCUUUGCGGUGGGCGAUGAGGACAUAGAGUGGAGCGAAGGCGAGCCAGAAGAGGCGGGUGAUGAUGAGAGAAAGGGAAUGGUAAAACGGACGUGA
This is a messenger RNA of Cyphellophora europaea CBS 101466, 1701 nucleotides long. RefSeq lists its product as uncharacterized. The record is from RefSeq and is a predicted model, not a curated record. The transcript has 3 exons. Gene Ontology annotation, biological process: retrograde transport, endosome to Golgi. NCBI's taxonomy places the organism in Eukaryota, Fungi, Ascomycota, Eurotiomycetes, Chaetothyriales, Cyphellophoraceae. Gene Ontology annotation, cellular component: Golgi apparatus; membrane. The coding region runs from base 1 to 1701 and encodes 566 amino acids.